AUGUUGAGAAAUUAUGUGCACCCAAAAUCAAUCUCUAAACCUAAUAUAAGAUCAUGUAUUUACUCUCUUUACCUUACGAGAGGAAGUGCGAGUGGAGGGAGGGAAGAAGGGAGAGCUCCUUCCACGGCGGAGGAGUUCACGAGACAAGGUGUUGCUAGCCAGACGGUGGAGAAGGCUUACGACGGAGCUACGGCGGCGACCAACGUCUCCGGUGAUUCUGAGGCAGAGAUAGAGAAAGUGAAAGAGGAGUUCGAAGAGAAAGAUCAAGAGACUAGUAGAGACUAUCAUAAAAAGGAAAAUGAUGAUGGUGGUUUACCUAUCAACACUGUUAAAGGAACGUGA
Molecule: messenger RNA, 342 nt
Organism: Microthlaspi erraticum
Lineage: Eukaryota; Viridiplantae; Streptophyta; Magnoliopsida; Brassicales; Brassicaceae
Source: the annotation of a GenBank genome assembly